Molecule: messenger RNA, 579 nt
Organism: Laccaria bicolor S238N-H82
Lineage: Eukaryota; Fungi; Basidiomycota; Agaricomycetes; Agaricales; Hydnangiaceae
Exons: 2
Coding region: 1-579 (192 amino acids)
Source: RefSeq, a predicted model, not a curated record
AUGGAUGUGAGUCUUCUUCCUCUAUUUUCUUCAUCUGCCGGUGAUGAUCCAACGACAUACCAUACUUUACCACAUUCCGAAUCAUUCUUGUGGAAUACUUUAUCGAUUUCAGCCUUGUAUUCUCGCCUCCCUAAUCUGUUACACAGUAAUUUGGUGAGUUUGGGGAUUCUCUUUCAUUCAGUGAUGAAAUCUACUCGAUGGGCGGACACGAAUUCUCUUGUCCAUACCAAAGUCUCCGGUGUACAAUGGAGGCGGGCGGAGAGCUUGUUGAUAUACAUCGAAAACCUGAUCCCUUUCUUUUUUCGUCAUCUUUCGAUGCCGCAAAGCAAUGCUAACCACUUCCUUCUUAGUUAUUUGCCGCUACUUUUGUGCAUAAUAAAUCAUGGCCUGUUCAAUGCUAUCUCUAUUUUCAUGUUUGCCCCCGCCUGUGAGAACUCGCGACGACCGCAGCGGUUGUCUGUUCUCCACGACCGUUGCUCACCUAUGUCGCGAAACCAGUCUGCCGUGUUAUGGUUCGGGAGACUUAAAAGUUAUCCUGUUGGACGCGUAAAAAACGUCCUUUGGUUGACCAGAGUUUGA